CAAACCACAUUUCAAAAAGAGUGCGCUCCAUAAAUGUAUUAAAAACAACAGAGAAAACAGAGCCCAAAAGAGGAAAGAAGGAGAGAAAGAAGACCAAAGACGAAGGCCAGAGAGAUUUUGGUCUCGUUGUUCAGAUUCUUACCGUUGGUGGGAUUUUUGGGGGAAGGGGGACUAUGGACCCUGCGGUACUGGACGACAUUAUCAACAGGCUAUUGGAGUGUCGGCAGGUGCGGACGGGGAAGCAGGUCCAGCUGAUGGAGACCGAGAUCCGCCAGCUAUGCUCUGUUUCCAGAGAAAUCUUCCUCCAGCAGCCCAAUCUUCUGGAGAUCGAGGCCCCCAUCAAGAUCUGCGGUGAUAUUCAUGGACAAUAUUCUGAUCUUCUUAGGCUUUUUGAGUAUGGGGGUUUUCCUCCUAAUGCCAAUUAUUUAUUUCUAGGGGACUACGUGGACCGUGGCAAGCAGAGUUUGGAAACAAUAUGCCUUUUGCUUGCCUAUAAAAUCAAAUACCCUGAGAAUUUUUUUCUUUUGAGAGGGAACCAUGAAUGCGCUUCAAUUAAUCGAAUAUAUGGAUUUUAUGAUGAAUGUAAACGCCGGUUCAAUGUAAGACUUUGGAAAACCUUUGCUGAUAGUUUUAAUUGUCUUCCUGUGGCCGCGCUCAUAGACGAUAAAAUAUUGUGCAUGCAUGGUGGCCUCUCCCCCGAUCUAACAAAUUUAGAUCAAAUCAGGAACUUACCUCGUCCAACUGACGUGCCAGAUUCUGGUUUGCUUUGUGAUUUACUUUGGUCGGAUCCUAGUAGAGAUGUCAAAGGCUGGGGAAUGAAUGACCGUGGAGUCUCUUACACCUUUGGUCCUGAUAUAGUGUCAGAAUUCUUAAUGAAGCAUGAUAUGGACCUUGUUUGUCGUGCACAUCAGGUUGUUGAGGAGGGGUAUGAAUUCUUUGCUGAGAGGCAGCUUGUAACAAUAUUCUCUGCUCCUAACUAUUGUGGCGAAUUUGAUAAUGCUGGUGCAAUGAUGAGUAUUGAUGAAACCUUAAUGUGUUCUUUUCAAAUUCUUAAGCCAGGAGACAAAAAGUCAAAGUUCAUUUGAACAAAGCUGUGAACACUGCAGUCUGAUUCCACCUUAGACUUGCUAAUAAGCCUCUCCUCUAAUUCUGAACAAAGCACUGUGAAGAUGGAAAGGCUGGAUAAACUCCUUCAAACUUAAGUUGAAAAUCUAAUCUAGUAUCUCUUCCUCUACCUUGAAGGUAUGAGUUAUAGACCGAAAAUAUUGUCUUCAGAAGGAGCUUUGUGGCUUGUCAUUUUGCAACCAAUUGCUUUUUAGGGCGGUGGCAAAGUCAGAAAUUUUGAUUUUAGUUGAUUGUCAAAGCUGCAUGUCUCACCCAAAUUGUGGUGAGGAAUACAUUUGGUUUUGUAAGUGACUGCAAGUCAUGAUAAAAUAUGGACACCUCGGGGAAAUUGUUUGAGUUAAUGAAUUUAUAAGCCUAGUUCCUGAGCCCUGCAUUCGGACUCCUGCGGGGCAUUGGAAAUGUUGGAAUACCACUCGCAUUUCUCACAUGCUAUGACAAAGGUGUUGGCAUUACAAAGAUGCCUUCUUGUGGAAAA
Molecule: messenger RNA, 1600 nt
Organism: Alnus glutinosa
Lineage: Eukaryota; Viridiplantae; Streptophyta; Magnoliopsida; Fagales; Betulaceae
Product: serine/threonine-protein phosphatase PP1 isozyme 2
Exons: 4
Coding region: 174-1085 (303 amino acids)
Cellular component (GO): nucleus; cytoplasm
Molecular function (GO): protein serine/threonine phosphatase activity
Source: RefSeq, a predicted model, not a curated record